CUACUUCCAAGAAGAAGAUGAGAAGAAUAAUGCGGCGGCGCUGUAGAUGGUUCUCUAUCUCGAAUCCUCCUUGCAAGGCAAAGGCGAUUUUCAAGUGGUCAUGCUCUGGCUCCUCCCCUGUUUUCCACAAUGGAGCUUUCUACUGCCUUGACCAACAAGGACGGUUGAGAGUCUUGGAACCUCGCAGCAACAAGUGGAGACUGCUCACCACGGAACAUUCCGCCUUCACAAACAAACCUACCAACCAAGGUUAUCUCAUGGAAUCACACAAGGGAGAGUUGAUCUCGAUCGUGGUUGGGCCACGAGGAAAGUCCGUCACCGUCCUCAAGUUGGACAAAAAUCGUACAGUGUGGAGACGAAUGACCGACGUUGAGGGUCGAGUGGUUUUCUUGAGCCCCGCGUCAUGUAUGACCAUGUCGUGCGAGGAGCUAGGAGUGGAACAAUGAUUAUACGAGAACACCAUUCAUUUCGCGAGGUUUUGUGGGAGGCACAAUGUAUUCUACUCGCUUUCGACUAGGAAGUUCCACUCUUUGGGAGGAGGAUACGCUUCAUCAUCAUCAUCGGUGGACCUCUGUGGUACGCGCAUUCCAAUGAAUUGUACUUGGAUAC
This is a messenger RNA of Linum trigynum, 609 nucleotides long. The record is from the annotation of a GenBank genome assembly. Lineage: Eukaryota; Viridiplantae; Streptophyta; Magnoliopsida; Malpighiales; Linaceae.